UAAAACCCAUAUUAGACAGAGUAUUUGGCUUCUUUUCCUGUGGCAAGUGAGGUGAGCGGGCGAGUGGGCAAAAAUCAAAUCCACACAAGAAUGGAAGUAUGGCAUGGGUCGGUACUCGUACCUCCCUGGCGGCGUACUCCGUGCGUUCUCUCAGGUUUCUUGUCUUCCAAAAGCCCCAUAGAUGGCAUCAUGGAUUGCCGUUGACUGAAGGGUGGAUCAGCAUAGUGUCAGCUGCAUCCUGCGUACGGAGCACAAGCGUGUACAGCCGAGUACGUACGAACCCGCUCUUGAUCCAGCUUGUUCCAUGUCGAGAGGCUGUACCGGUACAUAUUCUCGUGUUUCUAGAGGCAUGCCAACAAGGAAAAUAAUCACGGCAGACUAGCGUCCACCUCGAUCCGCAGCUGCCGUAGUGACAACUA
Messenger RNA from Trichoderma harzianum CBS 226.95, 419 nucleotides. RefSeq lists its product as hypothetical. The transcript has a single exon. Bases 99 to 368 code for a protein of 89 amino acids. The record is from RefSeq and is a predicted model, not a curated record. NCBI's taxonomy places the organism in Eukaryota, Fungi, Ascomycota, Sordariomycetes, Hypocreales, Hypocreaceae.